This is a messenger RNA of Mercenaria mercenaria, 1473 nucleotides long. RefSeq lists its product as uncharacterized. Lineage: Eukaryota; Metazoa; Mollusca; Bivalvia; Venerida; Veneridae. The coding region runs from base 243 to 848 and encodes 201 amino acids. The record is from RefSeq and is a predicted model, not a curated record. The transcript is spliced from 3 exons.
UAAACUAUCAUCAUAUCUACCAAUAAACUGAAAGGCGAAAUCGAUAUUGAUUUUCAAUAUCUAUACAAACAUUUGUUCAGGACUAACGUCAUUUUUUUAAGUGGAAACUUAAGUACAACAGACUAUUCAUCUAAAGUAAUGUAAGAGUAAAUGUACGUUACUCAUAAACUCUACACGGAAUUAAGUCUUUAGAUAAAUCAUAUUAAGUGUUUUCAGAAACCUGAAACAUUGUUGCAUAAAAUAUGGCUGAGGGAGGUGGAGAAGGCUAUGAAACACUCGAAGGAAUAGGUGGAGACAUUGAGGUGUGGGAUAAACGCACAUUAAAAGAAAAACUUUUGGAUGUCAAUGAAGGUGGGGUACACAAAGGUAAACAAUACAUCUACCCACUCUGGAAGACCUUGCUAAAUAAAUGGUUCAGUUAUAAAAACUCAAAAGUUUACAUCGUCACUCCCUUCCUAGACGAACAACGCAUGCAAGACGUCUGCAGAAUAAUAUUGCUUAACGAAGCAGAUGAACAACUUACUAACUUCUAUGUUAGAGAAAAGUGCAACUUUAGUAAGUCAAUAUCAGAAUUACAAGAGACUGUUUCAGGAGAAAUAGAGUUGGAUGAUAAACGUCAAAAAACGCAAAAAAGGCUAAAGAAAAUCUUUGAGAGGAUCAUUGAUCCGGGGAAAACGUUCCAUGCAAAAUUUAUGUGUUGCGUCCGUGGUUCUAAAGCUGACGUUUUCAUCACAAGUGCGAACUUCCAUGGGUCCCACUUCGACUGCAAUAAUUUGGACACUGUGCAGUACAUAACGAUGACAAAAAAGAUUUUUGAGGAAAGAUUUUUACAACCACUGACUAGUUGAUAUAUCUUAGAACAUUUACAUGUAUUAUAUUAUACCUAUUUCAAUCAUUAUGUAUUCACAGUCUUUUAGCUGUAGCCUGAACCAAAUUUUACUGACAUAAUUCUGUAAAAGUGGAAGAGUAUAUCAACAUAUCAGAUAUCAAAAAGUGAACUACUGCAAAUCGUUUAGUUCUAGUAUUUGUUGAUGAAUUAAUUUAAAUCAGAAGGACUGAACAUAGAACAAUUUUACUAUAGCAAAAAUAUUCCUCAAAAGCAAAAUCUUAUUACUUGAUUACCAAGGCUGAUCAUGGCAAAAACAUUUAAAACUGAUACCAUUUUCAUGGAUUUGUGUGAUAAUGAUAUUAUAGUCAAGUAAUAUUUUACAACUGUUGGCAGAACUUUAGGUUCACCAAUUCUAUUUUGUUAUAUUUAUAUUAUUCUUUCUUUAUACAUGUAUAUACAUUUUGUAUCUUGCCAAAAUAGAUAAUGUAAUAGAAAAUGAUUUUUGUUCACCAAUUCUUUCACAGUGGUAUAGCCUAAUAUAAUGUAUGUUUGCUGAAUAUUUGCUGCAUCCAACUCCUAAUACAGUACACGCACCUUUGAUGGUGUCAUGACUACUUAAGUGAAAGACCUGGAUGCUUUAGGUA